CUCCUUCGAUUUCAAGUCCUCGUCCCCGAGCCCGUAGCGAACGUAAUCUCAUUCUACUAAUCAAACUCCCCCCCCCCCGCGGGUAUCCGCAAGGUAAAGUUAAUAUGCCAUCCUCCGAUGUUUUUCGCGAGCACGGGAGGUGUUUGUGCAAAUGCCUCAACCAAACUUGCUGUCUUCUACCAGGGAAUUCCACCGACGAAACGCCCGGAUCCAGCACCACUCAGUUCUCGCCUACCUUAAAUCUCAGUCACGAGUACACACUUGCUUUGCAGAGAACUUCUUACAAUGAGAUACGCUCCAUUAUUGAAGCUCAAAUGCAAGCUGAUAAUGUGAUUGAAAUCGAGGGUACAGAUACCCAUAAAUUGCGUUUUUCGCCUGUUUUGCGUCCCAGCAGAGAUUCCGUCAACCAAGCUCUUCGCCACAUCAAUCCCGAUUCUACACUGACUCGCUUGGUUUCUACAUACUUUGAGCACGGCGAAAGUAUUACCACUCUUUGCCUCAUGCUCCUCCAAUGCGUGUCUCGUGCUCGUGCCCUGUAUGCUCCCGUUUCUGACCUUCUUCACGAGUUCCCUUCUGACCUAAGCUCUAUCCGUCUCUCGCACUGUAACUCUGCCCUGGGUGUUUUUGUCCGAUUCGAUAGCCUCGACAACCCUUUUCCAUCUCCUGAUUCCCAUAACUUCAACGAAAUACACCGCGGUUUCUGCCAGCUCAAUGAGCAGCUUGAUCACCACCGCAACAAAUAUCUUUCUAGACUCCGCUUAUUGAACAGUGCAACUACUGGCUCUGCAAUUUGCCUAAUUGGCAGUGUUAUUGGAGUUGUCAUUUCAGCUGUUGUUAUCUCCACUCAUGCCCUUGCUGCCAUUGUAGGCCUUGUCGCUACUCCUUUUUGUCCCUGUGGUGUUCCAAGUUCUCUCAAGAAGAAACAGCUUGCUCAUAUGGCUCAACUGUAUGGUGCUACCGGAAGUGGAACCUUUUUCCAUAUCAAUUAUCUUGAGUCUAUUGUCUGCCUGGUUGAUUUGUUGCAUUCUGCAGUUAAGGACGACAGGAACCUUAUACGUAUUGCGUUGAAAAGCGGUGCGGACAUAUACCCCGUCUAUGAAGUCGUGAAAUAUCUCCGCAAUAACCACAACAAGUUCUUUGGCAAGCUCAAAGAACUCGAGGAUCAUAUAUACUUUUGCCUUGAUGCUGUCAAUAAAUCCAGAGCUAAUCUCCUUGACCAGAUCCAACUUCAUCAAUCUUCUAAUUCAUGAUCGAUCAAUAGCUUUCUCUUUUCUUCCUAUUCACAUUUUACGUCAGUGUGGAUAGCCGAACACUCCUUUGACUAUUGUCAGUAGCCCUUCAUUUUAGCUUUGGGCUGUUAGGAUCGCAUAUGCACCUAUCAAAUAGUUAAGUAUCUAAUCCUUAUGCCUUUAAGAGCUAUGGAUUGUUAGAAGGUAUACUUGGUACUUCAACCUUGUUUUCUUACCCUUAUUUGGCUUCAGUGCAAACCAGAUCAGAUGUGGGUUGCAGGAGGCAUUUUACUCUUGAUUGUCUGCAGUUGAUAGAGUUUGAAGCAUCGGUGGCUUUGCUUGGUAUGAAAGAUGGAACGAAGUGAGGAUGGGUAGUUUGCUACACAAAUGAUUGAAGAUUCACCACCACAUUUCUAUUUUGUACCUAAUAACAUCAUCAGAAUAGCUGCAACGAAUAGAGUAAAAUGGCUGCAUAUACUCGUAAUGAGCUGAGACGUGGUAAGUUUUAG
Molecule: messenger RNA, 1738 nt
Organism: Hibiscus syriacus
Lineage: Eukaryota; Viridiplantae; Streptophyta; Magnoliopsida; Malvales; Malvaceae
Product: UPF0496 protein At3g19330-like
Exons: 1
Coding region: 105-1250 (381 amino acids)
Source: RefSeq, a predicted model, not a curated record